GAGACGCAGCUGCGAACACCAGCGGGUCUAAAUCACAGAAAUGGAAACAUCCCGGGCUCAGCUCUCUCAGAUCCGGACUGCACAGCCCGCAGCCCCUCGGUCCCGCUCGCAGACGCUGGAGUUUUGUGGAUGAAUCCGAGGCAGUGAAGUGAAUCUUUGUCAUUUUAGGACUAAAUGAAGACAAGGCGGCCUGAGAUUACUCCGACGUGGAAGUUGAGCUAGCUUUAAAAACAAGAACAAAAGUGUUUGCUCUUUUGUUUUACCUUAAUAAAACUCAAAACGCAAGGCGUUUGGUUGGUUCCACUGACGUGGGAGUGUAUUUAAAUAAUUAUUGCUGCGAGAAGGAGCUAGCUAAGGAGCUAGCUGUUAGCUGCAGACAGGACUAGCUUUUGUUGCUAAAUUAACCAGAAAGUCUCUUAAAUGUAAAGAAACAAAACACAGAAUCCAGGGUUUUUUCAGCUGAGCAAAACACGUAUUUUAUCAGGAUAUAAGUUUAAUUUUUCUCAUUGGUUGGCUAAGUUUAACAGAUUAUUUAAACGUGAUUUGGCUCCAUGUAAAUCAUGUUUAUCCGUGUUUUAAUCUUUAUUUAAAGUAAACUUCACUAAGACACACUUAGGUUUAGUUUGUGGGUACCUGGUGGUUUUAGUUUACAUUGUUUUUUUGUUUUCUUUCUGGUGUGCACUACCUUUUGACCUAUAGCUUUUACUUCUUUUAUAUUUAACCUUAUCAAUAACAAUGAUUUGCUUUCCAAAACCUCUUUUUUGGGGAUCAUCUUAUUUUUCAACACUUCAUCUCUGAGACUGUGGCCCCUUAUUAGUCUGAUAUAUUCGCCGUUUAUUUGGACAACGUUUUUAAAAAGCUGUUCCUCAGCAUCCUGGCUUCAGAGAUGGGCACUCAGGGCAGCCCUGUGAAAAGCUACGACUACCUGCUCAAGUUCCUCCUGGUGGGAGACAGCGACGUGGGCAAAGGAGAGAUCCUGGACAGCCUGCAGGACGGAUCUGCAGAGUCUCCGUAUGCCUACAGUAGCGGGAUCGACUAUAAAACCACCACCAUCCUUUUGGACGGCCGGAGAGUGAAGCUGGAGCUGUGGGACACCUCAGGGCAGGGGAGGUUCUGCACCAUCUUUCGUUCUUACUCCCGCGGGGCUCAGGGAAUCCUGCUGGUGUACGACAUCACGAACAGGUGGUCCUUUGACGGCAUCGACAGGUGGAUCAGAGAGAUCGAUGAGCAUGCUCCAGGCGUUCCUCGGAUCCUCGUAGGCAACCGUCUCCAUCUGGCUUUCAAGCGGCAAGUUCCCACCGAGCAGGCGAGGGCGUACGCCGAGAAGAACUGCAUGACGUUUUUCGAAGUGAGCCCCCUGUGCAACUUCAACGUCAUCGAGUCCUUCACGGAGCUGUCGCGCAUCGUCCUGAUGCGGCACGGCAUGGAGAAGUUCUGGAGGCCCAACAGAGUCUUCAGCCUGCAGGACCUCUGCUGCAGGGCCAUCGUGUCCUGCACGCCGGUCCACCUCAUCGACAAGCUCCCGCUGCCCGUGGCCAUCAAGUCCCACCUCAAGUCCUUCUCCAUGGCCAACGGCAUGAACGCCGUCAUGAUGCACGGACGCUCGUACUCGCUGGCCAACCCGGCCGGGGGCUCCAAGGGCAACAGCCUGAAGCGACCCAAGUCCAUCCGUCCCCCACAGAGCCCCCCGCAGAACUGCACCCGCAACAACUGUAAAAUCUCCUAACUCCUGCCACGUGCUGGCUGGCAUCGGGAGGCAGACGGCCAGGGCCGAGGUAACCGGAGGGAGUCCCUGGCUGAACCUGAGGAGGUGAAGAGCAGGAAGCAGGUGGACCUGCAGCCUUCUGUAGAGCACAUUAAAGAGAACAGAGUACUCCCCAGGUGAGGGGGUAACGGAACAACUACAGACUCUUCGUUUGGAUUCUCACUACGCCCGUCUGCUAAAACUGAGAGACGAAGACUCCAGAAACGCUCAUCACUGCUGGAAUGUUAACUACAUGUACAGAAACCUCUCUCCACCCUUUAUUUACUACUCUACAUGAUGCACAACAUGUCUGUGCAUUUAGGCCAUCAACUCAAGGUUUGGUUUUUGUCACAACUGCUUUCUUCUUUCCACAUUUCUGUUGAAUUUCUGUUUCACUGAUUGAUAAGCUACAUUCAAAACACUAGAACGCCGUCGGUCCUCGAGCAGCACUUCGUUUGUCACCGUUUAUCCUCAGCUGAAGCUUCCAGAAAUUCUCCCCUAAAAAACCUGAUGGACACAAGCAGAAACCAAGUCUCGGCUCCGGCCUCGUCAGCGUGCCUUGAGUUUAACUUUUCACUUUUUCGUUGAAAGUCAGGUAUCCUUCGUGACGAAAACCCACCAAGGUUUAGGUUUUAACAUUCUGCUGUCACUGAGAUGCUCGUUACCAUGGAUACCAUGCAAAAAUGGCCUGAUUUAGGUCCUUUCAUCUUUUUGUGACUUUUAGUUCUGAUUUAAUUGAAGCAUUGGUGAGCAGAGCAAAACUAAAACUUGAAGAAACUUGAUUGCUGUGUGGAUCAGAGACAAAUGAUAUCAUUCAUGAAAUUGAUUACAAACUGAUUUUCUUUUGGUUUCUGAAGGACAAGGACGUUUGUCUGUAUUUUCUUUUGGUUUUUGUUUAGUUUUUAAGCAGCAAUCAAUCAGUAUACUGAACACACAACAUAUUGGUGGAAAAUAGAAAUUGUUAGGGAAUAUUUUCUGCAGUGAAUUAAUUAUUUAGUUCUUUGCUGGGGCUUUGGGCUGCAGGAUAAUGAUGAGGUUUGCAGCUCUCAGGCUCAGAUUAUCACCAGGCUGCUCCUUUAAAUAGACACUUCCAUCUUUGUUUGGAUAAAUAAGUGAUGCAUCUUUCUUUGACCCAGGAGCUUCUGGGAGCUCUGCAGAGAUGAGAUAGAGAAAGGCAGCUUCACAAAUUACAUUUAUUCUACCAUCACUCGUCUUCUUCUUUCUCAUUUUUGUUUUGGGAUUCAUCAUUUCUCACCUUACCCGUCAUCUCACACCUGUGGAAAGUAGUGAAACUCCUCACUGAAAUCCAGCGUGGUAGAAACAGUGUUACAGUCACAGUAUUGUUGGUACUAGAGAGGUCCUAUACCUCUUCAUGGCCCAAAGUUGAACCUUUAAAACAUUUUAUUAAACGUGGUUCAUGGUCAGAGUCUGAGCUGACCAGAGCUGCUGGUCCUCAGGAGGUUUUAGGUGGGAGGCCUCGCAGAAAACUGUCGUGUCACCUGUUAGAUGAUCUCACUCCUGUUUUCUGUUGGUUUCCGGAGCCUCCAUCUCUCCUGUGUCUGCUUUGUUUUCCACAAACACCAGAAGGGACCUGAAACCAGUCUGAACCGCUGGACAGCUGCCGCCAUCGUGGAAAAACAAUCACUCUUAUUGACAGUCAGCAGCGACCCUUAUUUACUGUUUUUCUGUCCUCUCUGAAUCUCUCUCAGCUACAUCCACAAUCACUCCCAUUUUGAGCCUUUUAAAAGGUGAAAUGAAAUAAGAUUUCCAAGAAAAAAGCUCUCUUAAAAACACUAAAAUGUGUAUAUUAACUAUAGUGAGCGUAUCAAUGUUUUAGCAGCAAAUGUAACUAAAAUUAUUGAUUUUAAUGAGAUUUUUAAAGAAAAGAAGAAAAAAACAGCCUUAGCCAUUUAAUAGUAGCCCCAAGUAUCUUCCGCUGAUAAUAAUUCAAUCAUGUUCUGAUCUUGAACGAUUAAUUGGAUAAAAAAACAGCAGGCAGCCUAACAUUAUCCCUUCAUGACUCCUCCGCAGCGUUCAGGUCCGUCACUCGUGACUUUGUUCAGCCCCAGCGCGUCUUCGUGUGUGUUUUUUUGUCGGGCUGAACGAGCGCUCGUGUAGAAACAAGUCUGAACACGUGAACUCUUCCAGGUCGCUGCUUUUUAGCCGCCAAACUGCUCCGACUGGAUCUCCUAGGAGACUAAAUGCAGCACAUCGUCGUCUGAUCUGCACCGGCGUCUCCACAUCCCGUCCCAUGAUUCACAGCCGCUGAAUUAUAGAUGCUCCUUUCAUGGAUCUCUGGAGGGCUUCAUCUCCGUCUCUCCUCGCUGUGCUUUCAUCCUCCACGGCGCUUGCUGCGAGGUUUAUUUCUCAUACUUGGCAUGUGUUUGUUUCCCCCGUGUGUAAUAACUGGGUUACCGGCAGGCGUUCAGCUUCGGCCUGUUUUGUUUUUAGUCGCUUCUCUUCAGGUGUUUUGUGGAAAUGCCUCUUUAAUUUCAACUCUGGUUCAUUCAGCUCUGGUUUUGUUUAUUGACUCUUCAUCCAUCUGCUUCUUUUCUACCCGCUUUCAUCUCAGAAAGCUGUCAAAGCCCUCAGACUUAAAGAUCUCAAGAUUUUGAGAAGAUUACUGCAACGCUGCUUGUCCAGAGAUGGAUUAUUUCAUAAUUUAGAUCCCAUAUUAGUGUUUUCACACACUUUUACAACAUUUUCUGCAAAACAACACUGCUUUAAGACCUCUUCAAACAAAACUACUUGCAGCCUUUUAUCACUUUUAGCACCUCAAGUAAUUUAAUUUUAGUCCUAUUUAUCCAAAUUUCAAAACUUUUAUCCCAGUUAUUUUAGAAACUCAUCAUUGUGCUUUUUUUUUCCUUUUUUAUCCUAAAUGAACAAACUGCUGAACAUGUUCACGGUAGCCUUCAACUGUCACUGCUGCUGGCGCGUCGUUAGAAUAAUGAAAAUGAUCAAGUGUAUGAGUGAUGAGGAUCAUAGGAAAUGGGAUAAAACCUGCAGAUAACUGCAGAAAACUAAUUUGAUAUUUUAGCAUCAAAGACAACUAAAACAUAUGAGAUUGUUUGAGGACAGUUUUAAUGCAUUUCUGCUCGUAACGUUUCCUUUCUGCACACAUUUCCCUCCUUUUAUGGCCAGCCCCAGUAACGGAUAUUAAACACACACAGUUGUGGUUUAGGGGAGCGACUCUUGAGCUUGUUGCCAAGACUUACAUUUUUACCUCCAGUUCUCUGAUGAACAGAGACUUUUAUUGUUGUAAAAACCCUCCUGUUUUGUGUUGAUGUUUUCAAUCAUUUCCUCUGUUGUUUUUGCUUUUUCCUCAAGUUUAUUUGCUGAACUCUAUCUCUCCUGAGCUGAGCUCCCAGUUUUAAAAAACAUUAGACGUUUGAAGAGGAUUCUGGGAGAUUUGGACUCAGGACCCCGUCAGGGCUGACCUCUAAUUUCGCCUGUUAUGUUCCGAAUUUGUUUGUUUAAAGAAUUCUGUCUAAAAGAAAAGUGACCUGAAAAGACACUAUUCCUGUUUUUUCAUUUGGGCUGAAGCUGCUGAGUUAUCUGUGUGUGUGUGUGUGUGUGUGUGUGUGUGUGUGUGUGUGUGUGUGUGUGUGUGUGUGUGUGUGUGUGUGUGUGUGUGUGUGUGUGUGUGUGUGUGUGUGUGUGUGUGUGUGUGUGUGUGUGUGUGUGUGUGUGUGUGUGUGUGUGUGUGUGUGUGUGUGUGUGUGUGUGUGUGUGUGUGUGUGUGUGUGUGUGUGUGUGUGUGUGUGUGUGUGUGUGUGUGUGUGUGUGUGUGUGUGUGUGUGUGUGUGAGAGAAUGCGAGCGAUUAUGUCCUUCAAACACUAAGCUGAAUAUUGUUCUUUUUUUAAAUUAUUGAUUGUACAGUUCAAGGCAAUGCGUAUGAAGAGAUUUUUUUCACAAUAAAAUUAAUGAAUG
Cololabis saira (Pacific saury) is the source of this 5675-nucleotide messenger RNA. RefSeq names its product RAB40c, member RAS oncogene family (gene rab40c). NCBI's taxonomy places the organism in Eukaryota, Metazoa, Chordata, Actinopteri, Beloniformes, Belonidae. The transcript is spliced from 7 exons. The record is from RefSeq and is a predicted model, not a curated record. Gene Ontology annotation, biological process: intracellular signal transduction; protein localization to plasma membrane. Gene Ontology annotation, molecular function: GTPase activity; GTP binding. Bases 887 to 1726 code for a protein of 279 amino acids. Gene Ontology annotation, cellular component: plasma membrane; endosome; synaptic vesicle.